This is a messenger RNA of Syngnathus typhle (broad-nosed pipefish), 772 nucleotides long. Its product is annotated as lamin-A-like. The record is from RefSeq and is a predicted model, not a curated record. NCBI's taxonomy places the organism in Eukaryota, Metazoa, Chordata, Actinopteri, Syngnathiformes, Syngnathidae. The coding region runs from base 5 to 772 and encodes 255 amino acids. The transcript has 6 exons.
CGUAAUGACGCGCACACUCUCCAAGUUUAGAGGACUUUUUAAUAGAACGACACACACACAGUACGUGCAUGAUACUGAGUCUUUCCUGGAACAGCAGAAGCGAGAAGAGAUGGCGACACCAGAAAACACUCCUCCUGAUGACCAGAGAAGUCAUGAUCGCAAAGUGGCUGACGCCAUGAACGUGAUAAAAAGCCAGCUUGAACACAUUCAAAAAGAGUUUGCAGACCGUGAUGCAAAAAUUAAAGAUCUGGAGGAGGCUCUGUCUACAGAGAGGGAGCGGAAGCGUCAAGAACAAAGGGUACGCCAAACCAUGUCGGCCAGCCAAAAGAGAAAACGUCCCAGCGAGGCUUCGAGCUUCCCCAGCAAAGAUGUGGCUCAUACUGACAUCACCCAGCAGGCCUCUGCUAGCAGGCAGGGCACCAUGAAAUUGGUCCAGCAAGACAAAUAUGUCCAAAUCUGGAAUGACGCAGAUGAGGAUCAGAAUUUGGGGAACUGGCAGGUGCAGUGCCAGGUUGGAUCUUCUGCUCCCAUCAUAUUCAAGUUUCCCGCAGAAUUAAUCCUGAAGGCCGGCCAGACUGUCACGAUCUGGGCGGCUGGUGCUGGCGGAAACCACAAUCCUCCCUCUGAACUAGUCUCGGAGGCCAACUGGGGAACCGUAGGCCUGUUCCAGACUACCUUGAUGAACGCCAACGGAGAGGAAAUGGACAUAAAGAAAGACGCUGGCACACGUUUGGAAGAUGAUGAUGGAAAUUCCGCUUCCACCUCGGGAUAG